Molecule: messenger RNA, 2026 nt
Organism: Rotaria sp. Silwood2
Lineage: Eukaryota; Metazoa; Rotifera; Eurotatoria; Philodinida; Philodinidae
Source: the annotation of a GenBank genome assembly
AUGGUUGACAAUAUUAAUAACAGUAAUGAACAACGACAAUUUAAUGGAGGAGGAGCCAGUGGAGCAAAUAAUAACAAUAUUGCGAGUCGAAAAAGGGCUAAUAACAAUGUAAGUGGUGGCGAUUUAACUGCUUCACCAAAAUAUAAUAAAUCAAAUUCACGUGGAUAUAAUAAAGAAAUUCAACAACAAAAACAAUAUCGAGCAAAUAAUAAUAAUAGUCGAGCACAACGAGGUGGUGGUAAUUCAAAAUAUCGAAAUGAGGGACAUAACAAUAUUCAUCGAACUGAAAGAAACGAUAAUUUUGAUCUGGUUGGUGUGGAUGAUGAAAAUCCUGAUGAUUGUACAAAUGAAGACUUUGAUUGUGAUGAUCCAUAUCAAAAUAAACGUGGUUGUAGUAGUGCAAAAAAGACAAAUAUGAGUCAUUUACUUAAUUUUCAUUAUAUUGAUAAACAACGGGUUAAUGUACGUGGUAAUCGUCGAUCAUUUAAUUCAAAUUAUUAUUUAAAUAAUAAAUGGUCAUCGAAUGGAAAUUCAACAAAUAGACAAUCUUUUUCUAAAGAACAAUUUCUUCAAGCAAAUUGUCAAUUUAUUGUUCAAGCAGGUUUAAUUGAUUAUUCAAUUCAUUUUGCUAAUCCAGAUGUAGCUAUUGAUUGGUCACGUGUUGAACAAAUUCGUUUACAUUCAAUGCAUGCACUCAAAUGUCCUAUUUGCUUAUCGGAACCACAAGCAGGAAAAAUUACACGUUGUGGACAUGUUUAUUGUUGGUCAUGUUUAUUACAUUAUUUAGCAUUAAGUGAUAAAGCUUGGAGAAAAUGUCCUGUUUGUUCAGAAUCAAUUUAUAAACAAGAUAUUCGAAGUGUUCGUGGAAUAGUUUCUCGUUGUUUAAAACCAGGCGAUUGGAUUACAUUUCGUUUAAUGUGUCGAGAACGUGGUUCUGUUAUUUUUCAUCCAAAAAAAGAUUUUGAUAAUAUUCAAUUAAAACAUGAACCUGAACAUCUUUUAACAGAAAUAAAUACACAACAAUAUGCACAUUUAUUAUCAGCUGAUGAUGAAACAAUUUUAAGUGAAAUAGUUGAAAAAGAAAAAUAUGAAUUAUUAAAACAAUUAGAAGACGAUGGAGAUCAACCAGAAGCUUGUUUUAUUAAACAAGCACUCGAAGAAAAUAAUGAAAGAGAAAAAAUCAUUCGAGAACGAAUUGAUAAAAUGAAGAAUAUCGAUGAAAUCAAAUUAACAUCAAAACAAACCAAAGAAGAUGAAGAAGAAUACUUAUUACCGACUAAGGUAUGCGCUGAACGAAUAAAUAAAUCUAAUUACAAAACAAAACAAAAGCAUUUUAUAAUAAAUUUUAAAAAAGUGAAAAGUCUGCAUCUAAGCAGAUGUUUGAUUUUGAUGAGAUCUUAAUUAUUAGAAAUAUUACGUUCAACUGAUUUAUUUCCUGAGUCAGUCUUAUUCGAUGAUUUGUCAGUUUCGAUCCUAACGUUAUCAAUAACCAUAAUUCAUAAUUUUAUUUAAUAUAAAACAAAAUAAUAAGAUCAAUAAAAAAGUUAGCAAACUUUCUCGCAUUGAGUUUCUAAUUAUAAGCCUUGAUAACUAAGUACAAAUGCAGUACGAUACAUAGUUGGAAAUAGCGUGUUACUUGCUGUUCACUCUUCAUAUUUAAUCUGCCUAUCGUAACAAUGAUCGCUAAGACACUAAUUUAUUUAAGUCGUAUUAUUGUAUGAGUUUUAUUCUACAAAGGACUAUGCGAGAAUGAAUUUUUUAAAUGACUAAUCAUGACCAAAUAGGAAAGGAACCGCAUCGGUGAUCUUCUUCCUUGAAACUCAAUCACACUAUGAUGUGUUUUGACGAUGAUAAAUCGAACAUAAAUUAGAAAAAUCUACUUUUUGUGUACUCAAAAAGUGAGUACACUCUAGAAUCGGUCAGUGUGUCCGGCCAUCCGUCCGUUUACACGAUAACUUUUGAAAGGAGAGUCCAAUCGCGAUGAAAUUUUCCACACAGUUCAGUCUUAACAAUGUCUCGGUCGAGU